AUGGGGAAGACGAUGGCUCCUUCGGGGGCCUCCGGCUCAGGAUCAGGUGAGGGAAGCGGCUGGUCAGGAUCUUGGAUUGACCGAUGGCUUAAUCCAGAAAAUGCUUCGUCGAACCCGAGGGAGCUGGAGGAUGAGGCAGGGACUUCGGCUUCGGCCCCACACCCCAUCCCCGAACACGAUCCCAAUCAGGUCAAUGAAGGGCCUCCUCUGGCCCAGGAGGCGCAACGGAUAAACGCACCAUCGGUGCUUGAACUAGACCACCUAUUGGAUAACUUCACUUCCUCCUUUAAUCGCAUCUCUAUGCGAAGUGAUUAUUUGAUGAGGUUAGAGGAACGACUAGGGUUUCGAGAAUCCACCCCCGAAAGACGGUAUAAAAUACUAGAGGGGAUGCGCGUAAUUUCUUCCUUAAAAGGGCAGGAAAGGCCAAGUUCCGGAAAAAAGGCGGGGGACGCCUUAGUAGACUUCAUGCGCGAAUGGGAUCAGCAGCAAGGUUAG
Messenger RNA from Cajanus cajan (pigeon pea), 495 nucleotides. The record is from RefSeq and is a predicted model, not a curated record. NCBI's taxonomy places the organism in Eukaryota, Viridiplantae, Streptophyta, Magnoliopsida, Fabales, Fabaceae.